CAUAACACCCUCAAUUAUCAUCAUCUUUUCUUCUUCAACCUUCUAAAACCCCCCAACAAAUCUAUUUUAUUUACGCUCCACACCACCAGCAAUGACGUCACCUGAAAAACCUACAUCCCCGGCGAUUAUCAUCCCACCGUCUUCCCCACGGUUUCCUAAAUCUGGCAACAAUCUAACCGCCGGAAGUCAACGGAAAGUCGCGAUCGCCGUCGAUCUAAGCGACGAAAGCGCAUACGCCGUAAAGUGGGCGGUGCAAAACUACCUCCGACCAAACGACGUCGUGAUCCUCCUUCACGUCCGCCCAACCUCCGUACUCUACGGCGCCGAUUGGGGCGCCGUGGAGCCAGAGGAAGAAACGGAAGAAUCGAAGCGAAAACAAGAAGACGAAUUCGAUAUAGUUACCAACAAUAAAGCUAAGGAAUUGGCGAGGCCUUUGAUCGAGAAUAAAUUGAAUUUUAGGAUACAUAUUGUAAAAGAUCAUGAUAUGAAGGAGAGAUUGUGUUUAGAAGUUGAAAGAUUAGGGUUAAGUGCUGUAAUUAUGGGAAGUUUAGGGUUUGGAAAUAGAAAGAAGAGAAGGAUUAGGGGGAAAGGGUUAGGGAGUGUGAGUGAUUAUUGUGUGCAUCAUUGUGUUUGUCCUGUUGUUGUUGUUAGGUUCCCUGAUGAUCAUGAUGACAAUGCGGAUGGAGUUGUCGUUGGAUCGCCUUUUAAAGUUUGCGAUAAGAAUGGCGUUGGUGACGAGCUGUUGUUUCCGGUUCCUGAAGAGGAACCCGAGUUUCAUGAUGCUUCGGAUAAAUAAACAGAUAUGGAAAGGCCAUCUUAAACAAGUGGAAAUGUGAAUGCUUUGGAUAUGCUUAGGAUAUGGAAAGGAUGAUUGAACGGGCCGAGAUUAUGAACAUGUAAGCCUUUUGAAACCGAAGGAAGUGUCUUAUUGUUGGGUGUUUUCUUUGUAUUUUACAUCUGUUUGGAAGUCUGAGGAGGAUGGAGAGGUUGGUUUCGACUUGUAAACAAGUUGCUGCAGCUGUUGCUCUCCUAUUUUAUGGUUUAGUUUCUUUAAAUCUGAAUGAAAACCUUGUUAUUUGUGUUAAAAUCAGCAUGCAUUUGAAUGAGAUGCUUUUAUAUAUAUAUUUUUUUAUCUUUA
Molecule: messenger RNA, 1138 nt
Organism: Erigeron canadensis
Lineage: Eukaryota; Viridiplantae; Streptophyta; Magnoliopsida; Asterales; Asteraceae
Product: universal stress protein PHOS32-like
Exons: 2
Coding region: 92-796 (234 amino acids)
Source: RefSeq, a predicted model, not a curated record